Arachis ipaensis is the source of this 1169-nucleotide messenger RNA. Its product is annotated as NAC domain-containing protein 83. Gene Ontology annotation, molecular function: DNA binding. Lineage: Eukaryota; Viridiplantae; Streptophyta; Magnoliopsida; Fabales; Fabaceae. Gene Ontology annotation, biological process: regulation of DNA-templated transcription. The record is from RefSeq and is a predicted model, not a curated record.
CUUUCUCUCUUCCUUUUCCUGGCCCUCCUUUUGUGCUUUUGUUAUAUUCUUCCUCUUUUCUUCUUUUGCUUGUGCUCUCUCAACUUUGAUGGGCUAACAUUGGGAAUUGGAGGCUGCACGAGUGCCUUCAGUCUCUUCGCUGUUUGUCACCCAAGCGGACAAACAUAAAUACAUAGUCUUACCACUGACCAUUGUGGGGAGCAUAGAACAGAAAAGGAUGGAGGGGAGAGGGAGUAGUUUUGUGAAGAAUGGGGAGCUGAGAUUGCCUCCAGGAUUCCGGUUUCACCCGACGGAUGAAGAGCUGGUGGUUCAAUACUUAAAGCGCAAGGUCUUCUCCUGCCCGUUGCCGGCCUCUUUCAUUCCUGAGGUUGAUAUUUGCAAGUCCGAUCCAUGGGAUUUACCAGGUGAUUUGGAGCAAGAGAGGUACUUCUUCAGCACGAGGGAGGCCAAAUACCCCAACGGGAACCGAUCCAACAGAGCCACCAACUCGGGCUACUGGAAAGCCACGGGCUUGGACAAACACAUCGCAACUUCAAAAGGCCACCAACUUAUUGGCAUGAAGAAGACUCUCGUCUUUUACAGAGGCAAGCCUCCUUAUGGAUCAAGAACAGAUUGGAUCAUGCACGAGUAUCGCCUUGUCUCCCACCCCCACCUGCUUCCCAUGCAAAAUUGGGUUCUCUGUCGCAUAUUCUUCAAGAGGAGAGCACCUGCUACUGCUAAGAAUGUUCUACUGGAUCACAAUUCCCAUUCGGCAUCAGCAUCAGAAGAGGCCUUCACCAUCAGCCAUGAGGGCAGCAACUCUAAGGUGGUUUUCUACGAUUUCUUGGCACAGAACAGGGCUGAUUUGAACCGCGUGACCCCUCCUGCUUCUUCGACCUCUGGCACCAGUGGAAUCACCACCGAAUCCGAUGAGCAUGAAGACAGCAGUAGCUGCAACAACUUUCCUUUUUUCAGAUGUAGCAAGCAUCAAUCCGGCAGGAAACCGACCGGCAUUAAAGAUAUUUUAAAUCUGAAUUUGAAGAGUAUCCCCUUCUACUCAUACUAGUAUGCAAUACAAUUCUAAACUCUUCCAUUUUUCCGUCUUUUUUUUUUUUCUAGUUGGUACUAGUAAUGCUCUCACCAUGCAUUUGUUCUUUCACCCUACGGAAUAAAAAGAAAAGAAAAGAAAA